AUGCAUGACGGCCCCCAGGAGCCCAGCACAGCCCCACCUGCUGCCCUGCUGGUUGCUGGACAAGCCAAAAUUAAGCAUGCCCAUGCUGCUGCAGCUACAGUUUCUGUGCCCCCGAAGGUAAAUGAUGCUGUGAAGCAAGGCCACUAUGUGCCAUACUCCGCCCUCACUGGUCCUGCCCGCUCUAAGGCUACUUGCGGUGAAGAGGACUUUGUUGCGAACUCAGCUGGUGGUUUCACCCUGCACGGUCUCGACUGCUCCUCAGAAAAAGCUAUCAUGCUGACUGAUUAG
This is a messenger RNA of Sparassis crispa, 288 nucleotides long. RefSeq lists its product as hypothetical. Lineage: Eukaryota; Fungi; Basidiomycota; Agaricomycetes; Polyporales; Sparassidaceae. The transcript is spliced from 2 exons. The coding region runs from base 1 to 288 and encodes 95 amino acids. The record is from RefSeq and is a predicted model, not a curated record.